Messenger RNA from Gaeumannomyces tritici R3-111a-1, 2185 nucleotides. Its product is annotated as integral membrane protein. The coding region runs from base 525 to 1661 and encodes 378 amino acids. The transcript has a single exon. Lineage: Eukaryota; Fungi; Ascomycota; Sordariomycetes; Magnaporthales; Magnaporthaceae. The record is from RefSeq and is a predicted model, not a curated record.
CGUCAACCUUGCCAUAGGGCAGACAAUCUCAAAUCAUUGCCAUGCCCUAUUCCCAACCUUAUUAUUAGACGGCGACUCCAACCGCAUCGAGGCCGGCCCGACUCGUCCCUCCCCCCUUCUAUUAGUCUUCUUUUAGUCUGCCUUGCCUCCAGUCAUAAGCCCCGGAUUGGCAUUCGCUUCUCUUCUUUCUCUCCUCUUGGUUCCCUACUCUUUCUUCUCCUCCUUCGACCGGCUCCUUGUAAUCUCGCGCGGCGUGCGGGCCAUGCACUUUUUCUCCAGCUUUAUCGGCUUUGACGUUGCCUUCGCAUUUCCCAUUUCGUUCAGGUAGACGUGCCUUGUCUUGCCAGGUUAUAUAUUUUAGUUUUCGGCUCCCCCGUGUCCCCUUCAUUUCAAUUCCCGCUUUUGCAGCUAGGCCCGCUUCAUUCGCCACCCCGCGGUCCCCGAGAGCUGGACUCUGCCCAUCGAUUGGGCCACGCCACCGUGACUAACCGCCUUCGCCGCCGACUACCUCCCCGGCCGCCAACAUGAACGCCGGCGCCACCCUCCGCGCCUCCAUCAUCCGGACCUCGAUGGUCCCCGUGCCCUUCGACAGGGCACGGAGUGAUGCAUGGAGCAACGAUGUCGAGGGCCUGCCGCGCGGGACCGCCCGGACUGACGCCAGGUCGGCCGAAAAGGAGGGCGGCAGUGACAUUGACAUCGACGACGGAGAGCGUCAGCGCGUCAUUGGCAUACUGCAGUACCUCGAGUACAAGACGAAGUGCGAGUGGGAGCGCGAGCGCGGGGCCGCCUCGGCUACCAUCGACGACACGGAUAGCAUCUACAACCCCAAGGGCGAGGUCCUUCAGAUCGAUGUCGAAGCAUCCGCAACCGGCCGCAUCUCGCGCAUGUUCACCAUCUUCCCCUACCGCGACGCCAACUGGAUUGUGUCCAUCGCCUUCAUCCUCGGAUCCACGUCCUUCACCGUCAACGCCUUCCUGGGCAUGCUGCCGGUUUGGUACGACCCCACCACCUUGGGUCCCGAGAUCGCGACUGCCACCGUCGCCACCCUCGACGGCGGCGCCGCGCUCUUCGUGACGGCCGGCAUGCUCGCCAUCAUCUCUGCCCUCAACGCCGACCGCGGUACGCUCGAGGCUCCCAAGACGAACAAGGAGGGUGUCGUCGUGUUCAAGUACCGCCCUGCCCUGCUCGGCAGCCCGUCGUGGUCCUGGGCCCCGCCUGCCGCGCAGUGUGCCGCCAUCGCCAGCACCCUGCCCUUCCAGACCGGAGCGUUCCAGAUGCUGGGCGGUAUCAUCCUGUCGACAUCGGCUGUGGCCAGCUUCCCGGGCGUCUUGAACCCGCAGGAGAACUUCUUCCUGUUCCAGAUGCUUGUCUUCCUGCCUCUCAUCAUCGGCGGUAGCAUGUUCUUCCUGGCCAACAUCACCCUGAUGAUCUACACCCAGGACGCCUGGUACAAGCCCAAGCCCGCGUCGGCCGAUUGGCUGGGCUUGUUCUGGAGCAUGGUGGCGUCGACAGGCUUUGCCCUCACCGGUAUUCUGCUGAUGAUGGGCGACAGCUCGGGGGCCGCCUACGCCUCGCUCUACGGCAGUCUUCUCUUCCUGUGGGGCAGCAUCACACAAUUGUACUGCCUCAUGGAGUUCCACCCCACUGGUUGGGCGGCCUAAGGCCUGGCAGGCUCGACGAGAGGGGGGGGAGGAGGAGAGGCAUAUAGAAAGAGUGAAAAGAAAAAGCAACUAAGAAAGAAAAAAAAAGAGAAAAAGAACAAAAAACAAGGCCAGUCAGAAAGCCAGCAUGCAUGUAUUACGAUGUGUAGGACUAGUUACGAACCUAGACUCUUACGUUUGGCUACCGACUUUUGAGUCACCCGCAUCCUCGUGCGCUUGUCGGCCCAGGUAGGUAGGCUGCACGUCUUAGCACAACAUGGUCGCUUUUCUGGCUGCACCUCCAUCGGGUACCCCACGUCUUUAUUGUUUGUACCAGUACAUACUACCUACACAUGUACAUACUAUUACCAGUCCUGACAGUGGGUGGCUUGCAUUAGAGCCGCGCGACGAGCCUGCCGGCUCUGGUCUCCAGUGGCUUGGGAGAGAAUCGUUCCAGAAACCCCGUGCCCCCCUCCCGCUUGUGGCACGAUCGAUUCCGCUCGAACUAGACCCAAAUGGGGAAUUUGCUGCGGCGGAUCCUGGGG